CGCGCCGCAGGAAGCAGCACCAUCGCCCCUUCCUCCGCCGCCUCCUCCUCGUCCUCGUCCUCCUCCUCCUCCUCCUCGUCCGCCGCCGCCGGCUGCUCCCGCUGCCCGCCUCCCCGCGACGGCGGCGGCGCCGCUGCCGCUCCGCCAUGCCGCGGCACUUCUCCCUGGCCGACUGCGAGGUGAUGGGCUUCGACCUGGACCACACGCUCUGCCGCUACCGCCUUCCACAGAGCGCCCGGCUAAUAUAUGAUAGUUUUGCUCAGUAUCUGGUAACGGAGAAGGGUUAUGACAAAGACUUGCUGAAUAUAACUCCAGAGAGCUUAGACUUCUGUUGUAAAGGCUUGGUGUUUGACCUUGAAGAUGGAAACUUCCUGAAACUUGCAGAAGAUGGAACAGUUUUGAGGGCAAGCCAUGGUACUAAGAGCAUGACAUCUGAAGAGAUCCUGGAGACUUACGGAAGGAGGGAAUGGAAGCAUUUUAGUGCGGUCAGUGGAAUGCUUUCCCGCUCAGCUAAAUACUAUUUGUAUGAUAAUUAUUUUGACCUACCAGGAGCACUCCUUUGUGCAAGGGUUGUGGACAGCUUAGAUCGGCAUGAUAGGCAGAAAAAAUACGACUUUUGGAAGGACAUGGUGGCUGCGAUCCAGCAUAAUUAUAAAAUAUCAGCUUUUAAAGAAAACUGUGGGACAUAUUUCCCAGAAGUGAAAAAUGACCCAGACAAAUAUUUACAAAGAUGUCCCGCAUCUGUUAAGAAGUGGCUAAAACAACUGAAGAAUGCUGGGAAGAUUCUGCUACUAAUUACCAGUUCUCACAGUGACUAUUGCAGGCUCCUGUGUGAACAUAUCCUUGGGCAUGAUUUUGAAGAGUUUUUUGACAUUGUGAUUACAAAUGCUUUGAAACCUGGUUUCUUCUCCCAUACUCCAAACCAAAGACCUUUCCGAACUCUUGAGAAUGAUGAAGAGCAGGAGGCUCUGUUAUUCCUAGAUAAGCCUGGCUGGUAUUCCCAAGGUAAUGCUAUCCAUCUCUAUGAACUACUGAAGAAGAUGACUGGCAAGCUGGACCCCAAGGUUGUUUAUUUUGGUGACAGCAUGCACUCAGAUAUUUUCCCAGCUCGUCACUAUAGCAACUGGGAAACUGUCUUCAUCUUAGAGGAGCUUCUAGGGGACAAAGUUAUGGUGCCUGCGGAGACUGAAUCCGAGCCCUUGGAGAAGAAAGGAAAAUAUGAGGGACAUCCCCCUGAAGCUCCUUACGCUGUAUCUAAACAGUGGGGCUCUUUCUUCGUGGACAGCUUGCCAGGCUUGGGAAAUGCCGAGGAAACCUUAGUUAGCACAUGGUCCUGUAAAUGUAUUAGCACUUACAGCACUAUUGCAAUCCCUAGCCUUGAGGCAAUAGCAGAUUUACCACUGGAUUACAGAUUUACACGAUUUUCCUCAAAUAACUCAGCAACUGCUGGUUACUACCCAAGCCCUCCAAGAGCACUGCUGCCUAAUGAGGAGUCAGUGCCUAUGAAAUAGGUUGUCUGCUUUUCCUUAGGUAACCUUGUGGUCCUUACUUAACUGAUAUCAAAUGUUAAUUGGUGAAAUACUGUGUGAUGCUUCAUAAAAUAGAAAGAUGGUUUAAAAGCAGCCUCCUGUGUAGACUUGUGUUUCACUUGUUCCUGUAGUCCAGCUGGAACAGGUGAGCAAUGCAUACUUCUCUGUAAAUCUUUUCACCAUCACUGCCUGUCGCAAAGUGUUAUUGGCUUUUCCGUGCACUGCCCAAAUGCUGUAAGAGAAAUGUACUAAUAAUACCUCAUCCCAAAUUACACUUUUCCAAGGAUAUUUGCAGCAUUAUCCCUAUUUAAGGUGAUGCCACUGCUACUAUAAGCCCUGGGAAAGACAUGGAACUAGACCCUGAGCCAUAUCCCAUUAAGAGUUACCUUGGAUAGCCCAGGUUAUCCUAGUAGUCGGGUAUUUUGCAAACUAAGGAAUUUAUUCUCUCUCUAUUCAAACAAAGAAGAGAAGUAUGGUAACUGUUCUUGGAGAUACAGAAAGACUGUGACCCGGACUGGUCUUUUGGUAACAAAAAGAUGCUUCAUAUCCAAAAAGAGACUUGAGUGGAAUUUAGGCAGCUAAAUGCAAAAUUAGAGUCCUCGAAACCUUUGUCGAAUGCUUCCUAUUCCUGAAUGUGCCUAACCACUAUUACACCAAGGUUCCCUACAUGUCCUUUACUCCUGUGGUCUUCAAUACCUCAAGCAUCAGAGCUCUUUUGCAGAAUAAGGGAAACCUUCAAAGGUUUCAAAGGAUGCCUACUGUGCCCUCUACAACUUGAAGGGAUUCAGAUCCACAUUUUCUACCUCCAUGGCAAAUCCUUCUAAGGGUCAGAAGGAUAUAGUACCACUAUAUACAGCCACCAUUGCUAAGUACAACCUAAGCCCAGAAGAGAAGCAAGAUUCAAGACUUAAAUUAUUUUUAGUUUUUUCCUACUGGCUACGUUAAGGAAAUCCAUGUCCUGUUUUCUAUGGAUUCAGUCUAAAGACCUGAUUAUCCAGAGCUUUGCAUAGGGAACCUUAAGUAACUAACUCAGGGUGGUUGAUUCAAAAAAAUGUCUAAGACAUUCGCUUAGUUAUCAGUUUUGUCCAGGUGCACUAGUAUGGCAGAAUUUGUGAUGAAUUUCCUUCAAAGUUAAGGCAACAAUACACAGAAACUUUCCUCAGUUCUUGUUUUAAAGAAAAAUCCAUGUUAAGAAUUUGCUUUCUUAGGCCUAGACAAUUAUCUGAAAGGAAUUAAUUUGUGUCUUCACCCAGCUCACUCUAUUUUUGCAGUUCCACCAGUUAAACUAUCUUGUCUCAGAAUCAGAAUGAAAACACCAUUCCACCUUGUGGAGAUUUAUUAGUCUCUUUGUUUCUGUACUUUUUCCCCUACUCUUGUUUCUAAAAUAUAGGGAUGUUUGUUAUAAAUUCUAGUGGUCUGGUGCACUUAAAAGUAAUAUGCAACUUUUCAAUCAGCUAUAUAAUUAACAUUGAGCAUUGUUUUUCCCAAUGGCAAAAUAAAGCAAAUGAGAAAAAAAAAAGGGAAAAAUUUUCCCCAAAACAAAGUGUAGGAGGGAGGACAAUUAAAAGUGCCAUUAUCCUCAUAACCUAUAGGUUGAAAAUAUUUGACUUAUGAAAGUAGCAGUAAGUGAAAUAUUUGUGUUUAUUUUGAAAUGCUUAAAUUAGCAUCAAUGUCUUGGCCAGAAAAUCUGAAUCAAGAUCAGGGUAUGUUUUGUAUUAAACAGAGAUGGACCCAGACUAAAUUCUCAGGUCCAUGACUGCAGCAUCAUUUGAAAUUGUAAGCCAAAUCAGAUAAUCUUUUGCAAAGUUUCUAAAUGAGUUAUGGGCCAAAAUGGUAACAAGUGACCUCACAAGUUUGUUGCUCUGAAUUUGGAGGUGAUUUUUUUUUAUGUUGGGAAUUCUCUUGGAUUUUACAGAAAAUUAAUUGAAGUCUUGGAGUUAAUGAAAAUUAGAGUGAAAAUCCUCUAAAGAAAGUCCUUGGUUUUUGACUUCUCAGUGGAGAAGCAGUAUUUUUUUAAUAGAAGAGUGACAAAUUCUAAAGACACUCUGAACAUGAAGCUUACCAGAAGAAAUACAUAUAUGGACUUGAUUAACUGGUCAUUUGCACUUACUGGCAGAAGGAUCACACAGAACACAGACAGAAGUUAAAAAUAAAAGCUACUGUAAUCAUGAUUUCAUAUAUCACCACAGUCUGUAGUUAUAGGAAGAGUUAGGAAAUUUAUCUGAAGCAUUUGCCAGAAAACAGAUUCCUGUGAGAUCAGUACUUCUCCCUAAAUUUGAAGGGCAGAGAAGAGAAUAAGGUUGGAAAAAGCUGAAAUAUUUCAGUUUUGCAUUUUCAAAAUGAUACACUUGACUUUUAGUUUUAACUUUUUCUUUUAGGUAAAGGAAUAAAACAUAAAUUAAAAGGAAAAAAUAAAAUUUAUGCAGGUGGCCUAAAGACUGCCAAAAUGAAAUAGAAAUUAUAUUUCAGGUAGAAAGAAAGGGUUUCAUAAACUCAAACAAAAUUUUUCUGAUGUUUCCAAAAAGAGUUGUUGUCCGAGUAUUUUUUGAUUCAACCACCAGAUUGAAAAGUUCAUAUAUGCUCAGCAGUAGUGAUGGAGAGAGGUCUGGCUGCCGUUUAAGGUUGUGUGCGUGGCUGCAAAAGCAGAGGUUGGCAAUGGAGAGACUUUAGGAGGACAACUGGUGCUCUGGUGACUGGAGAGCUGAUGGAAAUGGAAAUGGAGGUGGUAGGUGGCAUGGAGACCAGGGAGAAGAAAGGCACAUGACAGAGAACUGGUAGAGAGCUGGCCGUAUUGAACAUGACGCUGUAAGGAUUCCCUUCUUUUUAAAUUUUUUUAAUUGUUUUUUGAAUCCUUGGAAAUCUGUCAAAUUCCUUGGAAUCUGUUGUGAGAGACCAUUGACAGAAAGAUCACUAAAGUGCCUGCAAAACUUAUCUUGGGCAUUGUCAGGGAGAUGUAAAUGUGGCAAGUUGUAAUGAUUCAUUAAAAAUAUUGUGUCUGGUUAUAUAGCCCUGAAAAUCAUAGUUUUGCUUAAAAGAAGAAAAUAAUACCAAGUCUCUUUUGGCAUCUAUUUUGGUAUGAAAUAUAUCUGUCAAAUUUUAAAAUAAAGAGAAUUUAUUUCUGAAAAAAAAUGUUCUCGGAAGUUCCAUUACUUUAUAGCCAACUAGCAAAAAGAAAAAGGAAGACUAAAUGAUCACAAAUCAGUGCAAGGAGAGAUUAAGGCUACAGCAUCAAACAAAGCAAAACUUGACCCACUCAAAAUGAAUAGAUAUGUCAUCCAACCAAAACCUACUGCCUUUUAUUCCUAUACUAGAUGUGUCAACUAACCAAAACCUACUACCUUUUAUAGCUAUAGGAAAGUCAGCUUUGAUGCUAAGCAGAGCUACCUCAUAACUGCUUCCUGAAUAGGACUUGUUUCUGGAAGCUAAAGGCUUCUCAAUCCCCGGUGAGUAAAAGCAUACUUAACUAAACAAAUGCAGAUAGGUCAUCCAUGGUAGAUACAGUUUUGCAUGGCUAGACAUAGGGCUUCCUGAGGCUACUAGGAGUUCUUUAAAUCAUUUUAGUCCCCCAGUUGUCUAGAGGCCAGCGUGUGUGAUAAGGCAGCAGCUCUGGAAGCAUUUCUAAGGCAAUUUCUAGAAAGUCAAAAGCUCAGCUAGAGGUGGAAGUUGGAGAGCUGUUCUGCCCUGCAGGCGCAGCCCAGUCCUGGGACUGGGCUAGGUGUUUUAGAGUUUCACAGUAUUGUAAUGGAUGAAAGAAAAAAUUAAAUUGCCAUAAAAGGCAGCAUUUGAACUUCAGUAACUUAAUAGUUAACUUUAGUAAACUAAGCAAACUUAUCUUAGUAAGCUAAGAUAACCAUGGUGAAGAUAGGCACCAGCAGCCAGAAAUCCAAAAACUGGUUUAAACCAGCAUAAGUAGCAACCAGCUGUUGUCCAGCAUGGUGCAACGACAGCUGACCUAAUCUAUCUAGGGACCGACCAUCUAUAAAGUAGUGGCAUGAUAACACAGAAAGGGUUUUUUUUACAUGGGCAAGUGAUAGGCAUGUCUUUUGGGAUGCCAAAGGGUACCAGGACCCCCCAUGAGGACUGGCCAUCUAAUGCCUUAGGACUUAAGAGAAUGUGUAUGUAACCACUGAUCUUUGCCCUGCAGUGUCCCUUAAUGCUCUAAACAUUAUCUAUCUGAGAUCAAAUAAAUAGCCUUUAGCACUGCC
Dromaius novaehollandiae (emu) is the source of this 5734-nucleotide messenger RNA. RefSeq names its product 5'-nucleotidase domain containing 1 (gene NT5DC1). Lineage: Eukaryota; Metazoa; Chordata; Aves; Casuariiformes; Dromaiidae. The transcript has 12 exons. Gene Ontology annotation, molecular function: 5'-nucleotidase activity. Bases 147 to 1511 code for a protein of 454 amino acids. The record is from RefSeq and is a predicted model, not a curated record.